AUGCACUUAUAUAAAGAUGCAGACCAUGCCUUCAUCAAUACUUUGAUUCGCGGUGAUGUUAGUUCAUUGACAUGGUUCGAAUCACCGAAUCAGUUCUUUGACGAUACCUGUCAAAAGAACCCUUCGCUAGAGCUAUGCCAUGUCUAUUAUUCAGCCAUUAAUUUCCGCGAUGUCAUGCUUGCAUAUGGACGACUCCCACCGGAUGCUAUCCCAGGACAGUUCGCGGAUCGCGAAUGCUUAUUGGGUAUGGAGUUUUCGGGACGAUUGAAGGAUGGUAUUCGUUUGAUGGGUAUACUGCCAGCGCAAGCUUUAGCGACCUCUGUAAUUGUUGAUCGUGAAUAUGCUUGGACCGUUCCGGAUAACUGGUCACUCGCGGACGCUGCAACGGUACCAAUCGUAUACACCACUGCAUACUAUGCGCUUGUGAUGCGUGGUCGUAUUAGACGGGGUGACAAGGUUUUAAUUCAUGGAGGUUCGGGUGGUGUUGGCCAAGCUGCAAUUGCUGUUGCUUUAUCACGUGGUUGUGAAGUUUAUACCACAGUUGGGAAUGCUGAAAAGAAGGCAUUUUUGCAAAAACGUUUCCCACAGUUAACAGAUAGACAUUUUGCGAAUUCACGAAAUUCCGAUUUUGAGCUUCAUAUCAGGCAUCAAACAAGAGGACGCGGAGUUGAUGUUGUCCUUAAUUCAUUAGCACAACAUAUGUUGCAGGCUUCUGUUCGAUGUCUUGCUCAAAAUGGACGAUUCUUAGAAAUAGGUAAAGUAGAUUUAUCUCAAAAUUCACCACUUGGUAUGGCGGUGUUCCUCAAAAAUAUUACUUUCCAUGGUAUACUUCUGGAUGCGGUGAUGGAUCCGAGCGAAGUAGCGCGUUUAGUCCAGGACGGAAUCAAAAGCGGAAUUGUGCAACCGCUUUCGUACACGGCAUUUUCAAGUGAAAAAGCUGAGGAAGCGUUCCGCUUCAUGUCGUCUGGCAAACACAUCGGAAAGGUUUUAAUGGAAAUUCGACAAGAGGAACCGGAAAGAGUGUGUUUGCCGUCACCAAUUAGGGUGCGAGCGAUAUGUCGUACAUUAUGUCACCCAAAUUAUGUUUAUCUCAUUACUGGUGGUCUCGGUGGAUUUGGUUUAGAACUGUCACAGUGGCUGAUUAAUAGGGGUGCUAAAAAAUUGGUGCUAACUUCUCGAAUGGGAAUCCGAACAGGUUAUCAAGCUCGUUGUGUUCACUUUUGGCGUCGAACGGGUAUUUCGGUUCUUGUUUCAACGCUCAAUAUCGCACAUCUAUCAGAUGCCCAUGAGUUGAUAUCACAGUGCAAAGGAUUGGGUCCAGUUGGCGGUGUCUUCCAUCUUGCCAUGGUAUUACGCGAUUGUUUGUUUGAAAAUCAAAAUGUACAAAAUUUCAAAGAUGCUGCUGAAGCAAAAUACUGGGGAACAUUGAAUCUAGAUGCUGCUACUAGAAAUGCAUGCGGUAAAGAACUUAGGUGGUUUGUCGCAUUUUCGUCAAUCACUUCGGGACGUGGAAAUGCUGGACAAACAAAUUAUGGCUGGUCCAAUUGUACAAUGGAAAGGAUCAUUGAACAUCGUCGAGAAGAUGGUUUACCGGGUAUUGCAAUCCAAUGGGGAGCGAUUGGUGACGUAGGAGUUAUCCUGGAAAAUAUGGGUGAUAAUAACACUGUUGUUGGUGGUACUUUACCGCAACGAAUGCCUUCUUGCUUGGCUGCUUUGGAUUUAUUCUUAUCUUGGAAUCAUCCUAUUGUUGCCAGUUACAUCAAAGCAGACAUUGGUGCUAAAAAAGUUGGAAGUAGUGGAAAUUUGUGGCAAACAAUGGCCCAUAUUUUGGGUGUGAAUGAUGCAGCACAGUUGAAUCCAGAUGCUUACUUAGGUGAUUUGGGACUCGAUUCACUUAUGGGUGUUGAAAUUAAGCAAGCUCUUGAACGAGAUUAUGACAUCGUUUUGUCCAUGAAAGAUAUUAGAACACUGACGUUAAAUAAGCUUCAACAAUUGGUAGAUUCUGGUGGAACAACUUCAACAGUGUUACAAACAACUGAACUUGAACUGAAGAAAGAAAGUGAAAAGGAAGCUGAACAAAACACUGUCGAACAACUUGAAAGGCAAAUGAAUCAAUUAUUUAAGAUGAGGGUCGAUGUGAACGACCUUGAACCAAUGGAUCUUAUAGUAAAAUGUAACAAAGUUGAAACUGGGCCACCAACGUUCUUUGUGCAUUCAAUAGAAGGAAUUGCCACACCGUUGAAGAAAGUUAUGUCGAAGUGCAACUUCCCGGCAUACUGUUUCCAGUCAACUAGGGAAGUACCACAAGACUCAAUUGAAAAAGUUGCACAGAAAUAUAUAUUGGAAAUGAAAAAGAUACAACCGGAAGGACCAUAUCGUAUAAUAGGUUAUUCCUAUGGUGCUUGUAUUGGUUUCGAAAUGGCAACAAUGCUCCAGGAAAGUGAUGGUGCGAACUCUGUUGAAAGACUUAUACUACUUGAUGGAUCUCAUCUUUAUAUGCAAACUUAUAGAAAUGUUUAUCGAAUGGCGUUUGGUGUGACCGGUGAUACACUUGUCAACAAUCCACUUUUUGAAUCUGAAAUUAUGUGUGCUAUGACGUUACGCUUUGCAAAUGUUGACUACAAAAAGUUCCGAGUUGAACUGUUACAACAGCCUGGAUUUAAAGCCCGAGUUCAGAAGGUUGUGGACACGGUAAUGACGACAGGCCUCUUCAAAUCAGCUGAUACUAUUGACUUCGCAUGCUGUGCGAUGCGUUCCAAGUUUGUUAUGGCUGAUAAGUACAAACCAGAACGAAAAUUUAAAGGACUGAUAACUCUAAUAAGAGCAGAACAAGGAGCCGCAAGAGAGGAGGAUGUUGGCUCUGAUUACGGCAUUUCACAGGUGUCCGACGAAAACAAUGUAUACAUCGUGGGAGGUGACCACGACAGCUUCGUUCAAGGUAAAACUUCUGCAGAAACGGUGAACAUAAUCAAUGACUUGAUUGCGGAAACAAAUAAGAAAGCUAAAAACGUAUAA
Loa loa (African eye worm) is the source of this 3015-nucleotide messenger RNA. Its product is annotated as BcDNA. The record is from RefSeq and is a predicted model, not a curated record. NCBI's taxonomy places the organism in Eukaryota, Metazoa, Nematoda, Chromadorea, Rhabditida, Onchocercidae. The transcript has 17 exons. Gene Ontology annotation, biological process: fatty acid biosynthetic process. Bases 1 to 3015 code for a protein of 1004 amino acids. Gene Ontology annotation, molecular function: phosphopantetheine binding; fatty acid synthase activity; oxidoreductase activity.